AUUACAUCUCUUCAUCAUCUUCAGCAGCAGCAAGAACAACUGUACCAACUAUUAAGACUGUGAACGUGCACGCGCGAGAGUUUAUUUUCGACUUCCGCCUUUCAAACUCUUCCUGUUCGUGUCACCGACCCAGUCAUGUCGUUUUCCGGUGAGGAUGUUCGGGAUCGGCACACUCGCGUUCACACUCGGAGCUCUCCGGGAUUCCUGGAGCGUCUGGGAGAAACCAUGGUGGGGAUGGCGGUGGGCGUGGUCCUCUUCUUCCUCUCCUUCUAUGUGCUCUUCACUAAUGAGGGCCGAGCGAUCCGCACCGCAUCCUCUCUGGAUGAGGGACUCGCCCAGGUCGUGACCCUUCACCCAGACGUCUAUGUCGACCCCCAGAACAACGGACACCUCGUUCACCUCUCGGCGUCUCUGCGCACGGCUCAGCCUCUAUAUGAUCCGAACUACAAGGUCUCGGUUCAGGCGGUGAAGCUGAAGAGGAAUGUGGAGAUGUACCAGUGGGUGGAGUCUCAGGAGUCACGGGACUACCAAGAGAACGGAGAAACUAAAACAGAGACCACGUACACGUACAACACGGAGUGGAAGUCGGAGAUCGUCAACAGCAGGAAUUUUGAUAAGGAGAUCGGUCAUGUCAAUCCCAGUGCAAUGGCGGUGGAGAGCGUCACUGUCGUGGCCCCUGACGUGUGGGUCGGCCAUUUUUCUCUCUCGAGAGGUUUGAUUGAUCAGAUUAAUAAUUUCAAGACUCUGAGUCUGAGUGCACUUUAUGUUGCUGAUCCAUUUCUCACCGUGUACGAAGAUUAUUUCUACCACACAGCCAACCCACGGAGACCAGAGGUGGGAGACGUCCGUGUGAGCUUCUCCUACGCCGGACUCAGUGCUGAAGGCACUUUCCUUGGACCAGCACAGAAAGUGAGCGUGGUGGCGAUGCAGAAUGAAGACAAACUGAUGCCUUUUAAGACCAAAUCAAAAGACACGCUGGAGAUCCUUUACCUGGAGGAGCUCACAGCAGAGGAAGUCUUUGCUCGAGAACAUCAGUACAACAUGAUGAUGACGUGGACUCUGAGAGCAGGCGGUUGGCUCCUCAUGUUCAUCGGGAUCAAUAUGACCAUGCGCAUCUUUUACACUCUUGUGGACUGGGUCCCUGUGCUGAGAGAGCUGGUGUCUGUGGGCGUGACGCUCUUCGCGAUGUGCGUGUCCUGCUCUCUCGCUCUCCUCACCAUCUCUGUCGGCUGGCUGUUUUAUCGCCCCCUGGUGGCUGUGCUGAUCGCUGCAGUCGCCUUGCUGCCCGUCCUCAUCACGUACGCUCGCAAAGCCGAGAAAAAACACCAGUGACGGCUACAGAGGGUGCGACUGUGAACUCUCAAACAUGGAUUCUUUCGUUACACGGACCACUCCCACCGCUGCUGCUCAUCUCUUACACACACACACACACACAAUGUGUGGAUUCACAUCACUGGAGUACUCUGUUAUGGACUGAUGUUAAAAACCAAAGCGAAACACACUCAUAAUAAGAAUGUAUGUUUAUAUUCUACAGUUACUAAUAAAUCACUCUGAGCAGCUGA
Molecule: messenger RNA, 1562 nt
Organism: Ictalurus furcatus (blue catfish)
Lineage: Eukaryota; Metazoa; Chordata; Actinopteri; Siluriformes; Ictaluridae
Product: transmembrane protein 43
Exons: 12
Coding region: 136-1332 (398 amino acids)
Biological process (GO): nuclear membrane organization
Cellular component (GO): nuclear inner membrane
Source: RefSeq, a predicted model, not a curated record